This is a messenger RNA of Penicillium waksmanii, 2460 nucleotides long. Its product is annotated as transcription factor domain-containing protein. Gene Ontology annotation, biological process: DNA-templated transcription; regulation of DNA-templated transcription. The record is from RefSeq and is a predicted model, not a curated record. Gene Ontology annotation, molecular function: DNA-binding transcription factor activity, RNA polymerase II-specific; DNA binding; zinc ion binding. The transcript is spliced from 6 exons. Gene Ontology annotation, cellular component: nucleus. NCBI's taxonomy places the organism in Eukaryota, Fungi, Ascomycota, Eurotiomycetes, Eurotiales, Aspergillaceae. The coding region runs from base 1 to 2460 and encodes 819 amino acids.
AUGGACCCGACUAACUCAAAUGAGGAGACCAGUACCACCGGAGCUGAUCAAGAGCGACCAUCGUGCCAAGGCUGUCGGCGGCGCAAAUUGAAAUGCUCCAGGGAAUCUCCGACAUGCUCACAAUGCAACCGAUUGGAAUCUCCAUGUAUUUAUGACACCAAAAGGAGCAAGCCAGGAUUGAAAACCGGCGCAGUUGAGGGCUUGAGUCGUCGAAUCGAGGUACUCGAGGAUACGCUUAGAGAGGUUCAGGCACGAGGUAGUGGCUCUUCAGGUGGUGGAAAUCAACCAUCGAGCCCCGAGAAUGGUCGUUUAGAUGGGGUGGUGAACCUGCUCUCUACAGUGUGUCUGGAACUGUGCAAAUUCAACAGCCGAAAUACUCGCGCAACAAACGACUCAACCUCCGAGCGGAUCUAUCAGCACUCGCCAGGCUCCGAACGCGAUGGUUCAUUGGAUUCGCCGGUUACACACCAGCCCCGGAAGAGGCGAAGAGUUGAUACUUGUGGCAAUCCAAAUAUCGAACUACAACUGCCCUUGGAGGAUCUGGAGGCUACAUCAAGUCUGCCUGCACCGGACGUACUCGAAGAAAUUGUGGAUACAUACUUUGAGAGAGUUCAUCCUUGGAUCCCCAUUAUCCACGAAACUCGAUUUCGACGGCGAAUGCAUGAUCCAGAUCAAAGAGGAUCUUUGGUUGUCAUUCUUCAUGCGAUAUUGGUGGCAGCUAUCCGGUUCAAAUGCUCCAGUAGUAGCACUGCAUCUCAAGUUGACGCAGAGUCAAGGGCCAGGAGGUCGAGGAGUAUCGUUGUAUUGACAGCGAUGGAUAGUCUUUCAGUUGAGAAUCUACAGGCUUUGAUCAUCAUUGCUUUCGACGAUAUCGGGAAUGGAAAUACCUCUCGAGCGUGGUCAAUUGUCGGAUCACUGACGAGGACUGUGGAAUACCUACGACUCAGCGUGGAAGACGAAGAUCAUGAUACCCAAAGGCUACUCAAACCUUUACUUUCUCUGCCACCUUCUCGUAAGUGGGUAGAGGAAGAGGAGAGGAGGCGGGUGUUCUGGAAUAUAUUUAAUUUAGACCGAUUCUGUUCGGUUGCAACGGGUUGGAACACGAGUCUUACUGCAGAUGAUGUCCAUCGAAGACUGCCCGCAGACGGGGGGCUUUGGCAUCGGGAAGAGCAAGUAACGACGCCAUUCUUUGGAAUCUGGGAUCGAUCAGAAGCCCGAAUCGGAAAUUCAAUUGCUUUUCUACCAGCUCAGUACUCGAGUAUCCCGAAGAGCCCCGAGUCGCCAACCGAAUCCCCGGCACAAUAUGGAUCCCCACAAUUGGCGUCCCCGGGCACAACACAACCAGACAUGUCAACUGUGGGGGCAUUUGCCUAUUGUGUAGAGGCAACGGAAUCCCUAAGUCGAGUUACAACAUUCUUUCUCCAACAGAAAAUCAACUUUCAUGACCGACGUGAGGUUAGCAGCUGGCUAACCCGGUUCAAAGAGUUGGACCUCCGCCUUGUACAUUGGAAGAUGUUUCUUCCCCAGAAAUGGAGGGAUUCAAAUAUUUCGCGCCAACCAACAUUGGUUAAUAUGGAUCCAAAUCUUACACUUGCUCAUGUCACUCACAACACAUCGAUGAUUCUUCUGCAUCAGCGUAUAGGAUAUCCACCUGCAGAGUGGGCGAAUAUUGUUCGACUUCCCAGCGUCUGCAGUGCUGAGACAUGCCAAAAUGCCGCAAUUGAGAUACAGAAUAUGACGGCCAAAUAUUUGGACAAUACUCAUAUAAUCCAUCCCGUGUCUAACCAAUUCGUCUUCUGCGUAUUUGUCGCGGCUCGUGUUCUGCUAGUUCACUGGCGAUACUAUAACACCGAGCUUACACAAGAGCUCUGGUAUCUAGUUGAUAGUCUUGAGGAGAUGGCGAGAAGGUGGCGCGGAUCUACUUCACUGGCUUCAUUACAGAAUCGUUGCCUGGCUAGCACCUAUGCAGACCAUCUCCGUGAUCUUCAUCGGCGCUGCUUAGCUGCUCCAAAUUUUAACGUGGAUGUACUGGGAUACUCGACUGUUAUUUCAAAUCACCAUGCCCCGUCUAGUACUGGGUCUGUGGUAUCUCAUCGUUCUCCGUUGGCUCAGCAACAUCAGCAGUACCCAAGAAAUUCGCCGCAAAACACCCCUCGCCCAAGUUUUCCUCAAGAGGUCAAUACAGGAAUAUCACACUCUGCAACACAAUGGACUCAUACUGAUGACUUUGUUGCUCCUCAACAUGCAAAUGCACAACUUGAUCAAGCCAUUAGGAACUACCCCGUCAAUGGUCACAAUCAAGCGGAUGAACUCUCAAAUAUAUCCUAUCUCCUCCUUGAUCAGCAAUUUAUGGAUAUGGAUCGUGUUAUAAGUUUGGAUGACAUGAUGUUCACAAAUACUAUGGCAUCCAUGAAUGCAGGAACGGAAGGUCAAUUGUCAGGGGUGAAUGGCCAGAUGUAA